This is a messenger RNA of Hyaena hyaena (striped hyena), 494 nucleotides long. RefSeq names its product 60S ribosomal protein L21-like. The transcript has a single exon. Gene Ontology annotation, cellular component: ribosome; cytosolic large ribosomal subunit. NCBI's taxonomy places the organism in Eukaryota, Metazoa, Chordata, Mammalia, Carnivora, Hyaenidae. Gene Ontology annotation, molecular function: structural constituent of ribosome. The coding region runs from base 18 to 470 and encodes 150 amino acids. The record is from RefSeq and is a predicted model, not a curated record. Gene Ontology annotation, biological process: translation.
UCCAGUAAUUCGCCAGAAUGAUCAACACAAAGGGAAAGAGGAGGGGCACUCGCUACAUGUUCUCUAGGCCUUUUAGAAAACAUGGAGUUGUUCCUUUGGCAACAUACAUGCGAAUCUACAAGAAAGGUGAUAUUGUGGACAUCAAGGAAAUGGGCACUGUUCAAAAAGGGAUGCCCCACAAAUGUUACCACGGCAAAACUGCUGGCAUCGUCGUAAACAAGCAAGUUAAGGGAAAGAUUCUUGCUAAGAGAAUUAAUGUACGUAUUGAGCAUAUUAAGCACUCAAAGAGCCGAGACAGCUUCCUGAAGCGUGUGAAAGAAAAUGAUCAGAAAAAGAAGGAAGCUAAGGAGAAGGGUACUUGGGUUCAGCUGAAGCGCCAGCCUGCCCCGCCCAGAGAAGCACACUUCGUGAGAACCAAUGGAAAGGAGCCUGAGCUGCUGGAGCCCAUUCCUUAUGAGUUCAUGGCAUGAUAAAUGUAAAAACAUAAAAUAAAA